Tigriopus californicus is the source of this 867-nucleotide messenger RNA. RefSeq names its product myotrophin-like. Lineage: Eukaryota; Metazoa; Arthropoda; Copepoda; Harpacticoida; Harpacticidae. Bases 232 to 741 code for a protein of 169 amino acids. The transcript is spliced from 3 exons. Gene Ontology annotation, molecular function: protein binding. The record is from RefSeq and is a predicted model, not a curated record.
GUCAUUCUCCAACUUCCGUCACAUUUGAGAAAACAAAUAUAGCUGAUUGAAUCAUGAGACAUAAUCGCGUCAAAUGUGAAUGCUGUCUAAAUGCUUGUCCCUUCAUUUCUUAAUGUAAUCCAAACAUGCGUCAAAGCAGUCGAGUAAAUGCUUUCUCAGUGGGUUGCCAUGUCAAUGAAGGUCAACAAAGAAAGCUAUCCAGUCCUUUGAUCAUUUUGAAAGGCCCCUUUCAUGCCGUAUUCACCCAAAAUGGCCACGGGCAUUUUGAAAUGGGAGGACAGUCUGGCCACCAACAUUCUUCUCAUCGACAUCCAUAAGAAGACAAUCAAGAAGAUCCUAGACAAUCCGGAUGUGAAGCGGGACCUGGGCAAGGACAGUUGGAAGGACACUCCUGCUCCACUUCACUUGGCAUCAGCUGCCGGGAAUGUGGAAAUCAUGGCCGUACUCAUCAGCGCAGGGGCCAAUGUCAACAGUUAUGCCGUGGGGAUUGGUGCUUGGUUGACGCCUCUUCAUCAUGCGGCCUUUCAAGGUCACGUGGACGGGGUCAAAUUGCUUCUCAAAUGCGGAGCUGAUCAUACUUUAGAAGGCUUUCAGGAUGCACUGAAAGGCACUGCUUUAGAGUUUGCCAAAAAGAAGGAAAAUAAAGCCAUUGUUGACCUUCUUGAAGCAGCCAGAAGAUUUCCUCCCAAAAAAGUGGACCCCAAUGACUUGGAUCUCCGGCGAUUGAGUAUCCAAUUAUAACUGCGAAAUAAAAUGAUUAAAGGCUCAAAAUUGUUCUUUACUUGUCGAGAAGGUAAACUUUGCGGUUUCGGAAUAAUGCCAUGAAGGAAAGGACACUGUUGCUUCAUAGAAAAGAGAGUUGAUAGU